This is a messenger RNA of Aspergillus saccharolyticus JOP 1030-1, 2984 nucleotides long. RefSeq names its product annexin ANXC4 (gene anxc4). The coding region runs from base 282 to 2825 and encodes 847 amino acids. The transcript has 3 exons. The record is from RefSeq and is a predicted model, not a curated record. NCBI's taxonomy places the organism in Eukaryota, Fungi, Ascomycota, Eurotiomycetes, Eurotiales, Aspergillaceae. Gene Ontology annotation, cellular component: cytoplasm. Gene Ontology annotation, molecular function: calcium-dependent phospholipid binding; calcium ion binding.
CUUGAAGAAAACCUGUCACCUCGCUUAUCUCCCUUCACCUAAUCUCAUUUCUCCCCUUUGCGUCGCUGUCAUUAUAUCCGCCCUUCCCCGUCCUUAUUUCCUCGGUGCUCCACACGAGGCUGAGGCGUUCAAUCCUAUCGACUGGUCACUACAAUACUUUACUUCAGCAUUCAGAUUUGACCUAUUUUUCUGACAUCCCACUUGAUCUCAACGUUGACGGGACUCUCCAUUUUAAGGUCUGAUCUUUGCCACCGUCACGCCGGUCCCUAGCUCUUGCACCCAUGUCACUCCAAGUGGGCGACCCACGGUCGCGAGGCCGUUCCAAAUCCCCAGGCGGCCGAAUCCGCGAUCGAUCCAAGUCUCGCGACAGUCGAACUCUCGACCACAAUUAUUUGUCCUCCGCUCCGGUGGAUGGGAACCUGAGGACUAGGUCUAGGAGCAGAGGCGCGGCGCCAGGAAUCGAGCACGGUCGUGAUUACUACUAUCAAUCUGACUCGGGAGAGAGCAAAGGUGCAAAGCGCGACAGCAGAUAUCAUUCUUCCGCUCAACGCCGCGAUGCGCGCUAUGACAGUUACUCGGAGAAUAACUCGUACUCCGACUCGGAGGAUGAUGCGCUUGCUUAUGGUGACCUUCCCGACGAUGACCUAGAGCGCGCUUACUACGGGUACAAAGGUACAAAUCGUGCUGCAUCACCGCGCCAUGGGGGGCCUAUGAUGUCCGGUGCUCUCAAUCCAAGCGUACCCCAGGUUGGUGCAUCGGGGCGUCCCGCGGAAGGCAUCAAUGACCAGGUCCCUGGCAGUCAUCCCAGCUACGCCAGACCCGAUCCAUUCAGAUAUGCUGCGCAGUCUCAGCACCCUCACGCCCAGCCCCAUCCAGCUUACUACGGGGGCCCUUCCGCUUCGAGUGCAGCUCCUUCCAAUUGGGCACCGAUACCUGAGUGUGAGCGACCAGGAUUUGUGCCUCCAACAUCUCAGGGACAUAGUCAAGUCAUGCCUGGUGCAUUUCCCGCUGGCUCCAGUCAGCCUGAUAUGCCUGCCACAACUGCUGCAGCCCCGAUGCCAACGUACAGAUAUGUGGAUCCAGGUACGCAGAAUGGUCGCCCAUUGUCGGUGUCCGCUACCAACGUAUAUGCUCCUGGUGUGGGUUCUUCAAGCCAUCAACGCUCAAUGUCGAGCGAUGCGGCGGUUAAACCUUCUUAUGCUGCCCCGGCUCCUUUCCAGUAUGCACAAGUUGAUCCAAACGUGAAAUACUCAUCCAAGAGUGCAGCGAGCAACGAGACCAAGCCGGUGGCGCAUUCCACCACACCUCAAUUCUCGAAAGGCGGCGGCAAACCGGCGAAUGAUGCGCCAUAUAGCGGAGUCAAAUAUACGGCUGCUCCUCAGUUUGCUCAAACUCCAAUAAGUCGUCAGGAAAGCGGCCCGCACUACGUCGAAAUUGCACCUGGAAACAGGACCGUUAGCCGACCCCAUAGUCACUCGGUAUCUUCCGCCCAUAAUCUCACGGUUGCCGGCCCCGACCCAACUCAACGACCAGUCAGCCCGCUUCAGGAGCCUUACAAGGGGACUUAUCAGAGUAUCUCACCCAUGCCGUCACCCAUCGUCAUUUCGUCGAGGCUGGACGAUGACGUCUCAGACUUGGAGCUGGUGGGCACUAGUUCAGACGAGGGAAAGAGGGAGCACAGACGAAAGAAGAGCAGAAAUGAAAGGGAGUUGAAACCUGACCACGUGAAACGAGAGAGUAGCCGUGUGCGACACGAACGCCAUGGGUCUACCGGACCUGAUUCUCUAGUCGUCAUAACUCCUAGCAGCAAUCGAAAGCGUGUCACCUUCUAUGAUGCGGGCCCCGAUGCGCUGGCAUUGCAACAGGCUCUUAAUCACACGCGGCACAUCGACAACAAAACCCUCAUUAAGGUGCUGCCACACUUGACGAGCGAUGAAAUGCUGGAUUUACGCAAAGAAUACAAGAAACACGUCAAAGUCCACGGAAAGGGAGUGAAUUUGGCCAAGCAUAUCCGACUGACCCUGGGCAACAGCGCCUUUGGUAAAGUAUGCUAUGCUACUGCCUUGGGCCGUUGGGAGUCCGAGGCCUUUUGGGCAAAUUGCUACUACCAGUCAAGUACAUCUCGGCGCGAACUGUUGAUUGAGUCCCUGUUUGGUCGGACCAAUAGCGAAAUCAGUGAAAUCAAAGAAUGCUUCCGGGACUCGCGGUACUCCGAUAGCCUUGAAAAGUGUAUGAAGGCCGAGUUGAAGGCGGAUAAGUUUCGGAUGGCGAUAUUGCUUGCUCUGGAAGAGACUCGACAGAGCGAACGGGAUCCACUUGAUUCCGAGCUCGUGGAGCGGGACGUGCAUGAAUUACACCGCGCUCUGGUCUCACGCCAUGGAGGUGAAACGUCAAUGAUCUAUAUCAUUGUUCGGCGGAGUGAUAGUCACCUUCGAGAGGUGCUUCGCACUUAUGAAAAGUUUUACGAGCACAAUUUCACUCGGGCCAUGAUGGCCAAGUCACAAAACCUGGUUGGCGAGACACUGGCACACAUACUCAAUGGGGCAAUAAACCGGCCCAUGCGUGAUGCCCUUCUCCUGCACCAGGCGCUGCGUGAAUCGCGAACUGGUAAGGAACGCUCCGAGCUCCUGAUCUCACGCCUGGUUCGACUUCAUUGGGAGCCACGACACUUGGAAAAGGUCAAGACCGAUUUCCGUCAGCGCUACCGCGAGCGGUUAGAAGAUGCCAUCGCGGAAGAAGUGUUAACAUCUAGUGGGGGCAGUGAAUGGGGAGAAUUCUGCAUCGAGCUCGCUCGCAGCUCUAAAACUCUCGUUGGCCGCGGUUGAGCAUGCAACUUCCUGAACAAAAAGGGUUCUGCUUUGGUUUUUAUGUUGGAAGGAGUAGCACACGUUCCUUAACUGCUUCUGAUGCGUGACGCGUAACGACUGACGAUGCUGAUGAUGCCGACGAUACUAAUAACGCUAUCAAUAUCAUUAAUGUGACAU